This is a messenger RNA of Hydra vulgaris (swiftwater hydra), 1607 nucleotides long. RefSeq names its product protein unc-93 homolog A. The record is from RefSeq and is a predicted model, not a curated record. NCBI's taxonomy places the organism in Eukaryota, Metazoa, Cnidaria, Hydrozoa, Anthoathecata, Hydridae.
GUUUGUUGCCACGAUAUGAAAUAGAGAAUUAAAUACACAAACAGUAUAGCUGAUACUUUUACAUCAUCAACAAUUUAUACACGUGAUUGUUAAAAACCUUAAAAUAAAGUCAUGUCAUGUCUCCAUAUCUUUUAGCGCGAUUUUUGAAAACUUCAAAACAUGUCAACGAUAACAACGUACAAAAACUUACUUAUAAUCAGCCUGGGUUUUUUCCUAAUACAUGCUGCAUUUUUCCCAAUUCAAAACAUUCAAGCAAGUCUUCAUAAAGAUCCUGCACUGGGUUUUGGAUCACUUACUGCUCUUUAUGCAAGUGCAAUCAUAUCUAGCUGCUUUUUACCAAACCUUUUAAUGGCGAAGUUUAAACCUAAAAUUUUAAUGAUCAUUUCCAUGAGUACUUUUUCUCUGUAUGUUUUUGCUAACUUUAUGCCAGUAAUGGGAACAAUUAUGCCAGCAGCAAUUCUAUUUGGAUUAAGCACAGCCGUAAUGUGGACAUGUCAUUCAUCUUACGUUACCACAAUUGCAACUAACCAUGCUAAUUCAUUGAACCUUCCAAAAGAUCCCAUAGUUUCAAAAUUUUUUAGCAUAUUUUAUGUUUUGUUCCAAGUUUCACAAAUCCUAGGUAACGGCGUAUCAUCAGCUGUACUAAUGAGUGUAAACAAAGACAAAGUAAAAGGAAAUGUUAGUACUUUUAAUACAAGUAUAAGCUGUGGAUACAGGUACUGUCCAUCAGCUAGUCUGGUUGCAAAUGUUCAAGCUAUUCCUAUAGACACAGUUUACAAACUUAUGGGUAUUCUUCUUGGAUUAAGUCUUGUUGGUAUAUUAUUGGUUAUAGUAUUUUUGGAUGCAUUGUGGGAAGAGACAAGAAACGAGCAAUCUUUGAUGAAUUUAUGCUUUUCAACAAUUAAACACGUAAAAAGCCCAAUGAUUUUAUUACUAGUUCCAAUUACCAUAUUUAGUGGAAUGGACCAAGCGUUUGUGUAUGGUGAUUAUACAAAGACAUUUGUUUCUUGUUCUCUUGGAAUCGAUGCCAUUGGUUAUAGCAUGAUGUGUUUUGGCGCUGUAGCGUGUUUAGUUUCUGUUGCUAUUGGAUUAAUUGUAAAGUGGACUGGAACAUACUUAGUGAUGGUUGCAGGAACGUUUUUAUAUUUGGGCCUAAUGUCAUGGUUUCUUGUCUGGAACACUGAAGUAUAUCCUAACUACACUUUUUAUGUUGGUGCUAUGGGCUGCGGUUUUACAACUGCAAUAUGGAUGUCUCAAUCCAAUGCAAUUUAUGGGGUAUACUUUCCCAAAACACAAGAAGCUGCGUUUUCAAUUUACCGUCUUUUUCAAAAUUUGGGCUUCACAGUUUCGUUUGCAUACGCAGACGUAUUAUGUACUUCCACAAAAAUCUACAUUUUGAUGGGUCUCAUAAUUUUUAGUAUGGUACUUUACAGUAUUGCUGAGUUUAACUACAGAAAAAAUGUUGAAAUUACUUGCAAAGAAAAAGAUGUCGUAGAAAACAUGAAUAUGGAUGAAAAGUGUUAAAGUUUAACUUAAUUGUUAAUAAUUAUUUUUAAAAUAAUGCAAACUGUAACUUUAAUUAUAAGCAAUAAAAUCCUUUUUAAAAA